Messenger RNA from Papaver somniferum (opium poppy), 841 nucleotides. RefSeq lists its product as uncharacterized. The transcript is spliced from 3 exons. The coding region runs from base 131 to 667 and encodes 178 amino acids. The record is from RefSeq and is a predicted model, not a curated record. Gene Ontology annotation, molecular function: ureidoglycolate hydrolase activity. Lineage: Eukaryota; Viridiplantae; Streptophyta; Magnoliopsida; Ranunculales; Papaveraceae.
CGCGCGUUUAUUUUUCUUGUGUUUACCCUAAACUACUUGGUCCCAGUUACGGCACACUCCAGUCCAGUGUUUAGUAUCAAGGUGUUCCUCCUCAUUUCUCAUUUUCUGCUCCUCCUUUUCUCUCUAUAGGAUGACAUCCAUGUUGAAGCUACCUGUGAUUGAUGCAACACCAACCAGUUUCGCAGAUUUCGGUCAAGUAAUUGAAGCAUCUGCUGAUGGCGAAGGAUUUGGGCCUCGGGAUGCUCAAUUAGAUCUCAGUCGUGGAAUUCCAAGGUUCUAUGUAUUGCAUCUGGAAAAUAGACCACUUAAGUUUACUAGAAUUACUCAUCAUGCUAGGGUUACUCAAUGUCUUGGUUCAAUGGGGGGUCAUGAUUGGUAUCUUGGAGUUGCUAAAACAUCUAUCGUAAACCCAAAUGAAGACAUUGGAAAGAAAACAGUGCAGUCAAAAUCUGGUCACUCUUAUGUUCCUCCUCAUCCUGACGAUUUUCGGGUUUUCCGUAUUUCGGGUCCAAAGUUUGUGAAGCUUCAUAUUGGGACAUGGCAUGCCGGACCAUUGUUCAAAGGGGAUACUAUGGAUUUCUACAAUCUUGAGCACGCCAAUACUAAUGAUCACACAGCACAUGACUUCGAGAAAGAAGACGGAGUGAUCUUUUCCUUUGAUGGUUAGGUUUAAGUAACUAGGUAAAGUUUGAUACUGAUACCACUUUAUCCAAUCAACGAUGGAUGAACAAGUAAGCCAUCAUGUUGCUAAGAGUACAAGUCUGUUGAAGCAUAUUUCAUUUCUCUUACCUGAACGAAACUCUAUUCUACUUUGUUACAAAAAUGAGUUAUCUUUUAUUAA